GAUACGGCACUCUCUCUCUCUCUCUCUCUUUCCAAUACAAACACACUCCACUCUCACUCCAACAUUUUCUCCGGCCUUCAAAAUCAAACACACUCAGAAAUAACACAACAAACCCUAUGUUAGAACCCUAAUUCCUAUCUCUCUCUCUCUCUCUCAUCCAUCCAUCAACCAACCAAACCCUAGUACCAAAAAUGGCCACAAACCCGCCCCCUCCCGGCGUCUGGAAAUCAUCCGCCGGCACCUCCGUCCACAUCCCCCCCGUCGACUCCGCCGUCUACUACUUCCCCCAGGGCCACGCCGAGCAAUCCUCUCUCUCCUCCUUCCUCUCCCCUCUCGUCACCUCCCGCCCGAUGAUCCUCUGCCGCGUGACCUCCGUCGCCCUCCUCGCCCACCCAGACACCGACGAGGUCUUCGCCAGAAUCCGCCUCGUCCCCGCACGCGACCCCCACGCGACCCGACGGAACCCUCACGGCGCCGAAGAAGAUGAUGCGGUGGUCUCGUUCGCGAAGGUGCUGACGCCGUCGGACGCGAACAACGGCGGGGGGUUCUCCGUCCCGAGGUUCUGCGCCGACUCGAUUUUCCCUCCGUUGAACUUCAACGCCGACCCACCCGUGCAGAACAUUUCCAUUACCGACGUGCACGGCGUCGUUUGGGAGUUUAGGCACAUUUACCGAGGGACGCCACGUCGGCAUUUGCUCACAACCGGAUGGAGCAAGUUUGUUAAUAGUAAGAAACUGGUGGCGGGGGAUUCGGUGGUGUUUAUGAGGAACCGGCGGAGCGGGGAGCUUUUCGUCGGUGUGAGGAGGGCGGUCCGGUCGAGUGCGGGGGCAGGGGGGAGGUGGAAUUAUCCGGUGGGGUCAGUGAAAGUGGAGGGGGGGUGGGAGAGGAGUGGAGGGGGUAGGGUUUCGCCGGAGGAGGUGGUGGAGGCCGCGGAGUUGGCCGUGCAGGGGAGGGAGUUUGAGGUGGUGUGUUACCCGAGGGCUGGGUGGGCGGAUUUUGUGGUGGGGGCGGAGGCGGUGGAGGAGUCGCUGAGUGUGGUGUGGAGUGGAGGGAUGAGGGUUAAGAUGGCUGUGGAGACUGAGGAUUCGUCCAGGGUGAGUUGGGUUCAAGGGACGGUUUCUUUGGCUGUUGUACCGGAUAAUAACUGUCCGUGGCAAGGUUCGCCGUGGAGAAUGCUGCAGGUUACGUGGGAUGAACCUGAAGCUCUUCAGAACAUAAAGAGAGUGAGCCCUUGGCAAGUUAAAUUUGUCGCGCCCACACCACCGCUCCAUUCCACAUUCCCUCCUUCAAAGAAAUUCAGAAUUUCUCAGAAUCUUGAGUUGCCAACUGAGGGGGACAGAGACCUCUUCUUUCCUAUGAAUGUUUUUAGUAAUUCACUGACAGGGAACUUGAACCCGUCAUUGAUGAAUUACGAUUCUUUUCCUGCUGGCAUGCAGGGAGCCAGGCAAGAUACAUAUUAUGUAUCGACUUUAUCCAACUUCAUUUGUGAGAAUAGCCAUAACAUCUUCAGUGAUGAGUUUUUUGGCAAAAAUGCACCGGAAGUGGAAACUGUUUCAACUGAACUGAACAUUGGCAGUUCACAUUGUGACAACUUGUCACCUGAUAGUCAAAGCAGUGUCCAUUUUUUGGACAACGAGCUAACUGGAAAACAGGGAUGCAGCCCCUCAACAAAAGUCAGUUUGGGAUCAUUCCAGUUGUUUGGUCAGAUUAUCCAUGCGCCUGUGGAGAGUGGCUAUGAUGGUGUUGGUUGUGCAGAAGGUAAUGAGUGUAAAAUGUCCAAAAAAACGGAAUGUGGGAAUAAUUCGCUGGAUCUUUCUUUAACCAGCCCUUACACAAAAUUACGAGAUGGGCUUGAUGUUCAUUGCCAAAGAGCGUCAGCUGUUGAAGCAUGUUCUUUAUGAAUGGGGGCUCUUGUUGACUUCAACAAAUUAGCAGCUGUACAGGUAAUCAAGGCAGGCUUGAAGCUGACUUGUAGUCUGAUUAAUGAAGUAGAGUUACUUGUCUGAGGUAGUUCGCGUUAGUUUGCGAUGUUAGGGAUUUGUGACCAUUGCAGACAUUGUUUAGUGGUUUUUAUCUACUCGUAGAUUUGUAUGUAAGGUUUUAGAUAAUCAGAUUUGACACACAUAAUUGUCCCUGUUAGCGGAGGAAUGCCGACAGAAGGUGUGGCUUGGUGUUUGAAAACAAGAGCCAAUGAUAUUGCCUUUGUUUUCUUGAUAGUUAUGGCUUUUCACAGUUUGGUUAGCUCUUAAUGCUGCGUUUGGUUCUGGAUCUAUUGAGGGGAAUGCAAAGGACAAGGAAAGGGGGAAGAAACCGAGGAAUUGAAAUUCCAUGCCUCUUUGUUUGUAUGAAGCAAAA
Rhododendron vialii is the source of this 2355-nucleotide messenger RNA. RefSeq names its product auxin response factor 17. Gene Ontology annotation, molecular function: DNA binding. Gene Ontology annotation, biological process: regulation of DNA-templated transcription; response to hormone. The transcript is spliced from 3 exons. The coding region runs from base 192 to 1901 and encodes 569 amino acids. The record is from RefSeq and is a predicted model, not a curated record. Lineage: Eukaryota; Viridiplantae; Streptophyta; Magnoliopsida; Ericales; Ericaceae. Gene Ontology annotation, cellular component: nucleus.